This is a messenger RNA of Bemisia tabaci, 3457 nucleotides long. It is a transcript of the gene Sec61alpha, whose product is annotated as SEC61 translocon subunit alpha. The record is from RefSeq and is a predicted model, not a curated record. Lineage: Eukaryota; Metazoa; Arthropoda; Insecta; Hemiptera; Aleyrodidae. Gene Ontology annotation, biological process: protein transport. Gene Ontology annotation, cellular component: membrane.
CACUCUUCUAAACCGUUAUUGUCGAUUUGUCGGCAUUUCUCUGCUUGCGUUGGAAGCACUCGAGCCCCGUCAUUACAUUUUAUUCCCUUAUAUAUGGUUUAUUAUCAGUUAGUGCGUUUCCCGAGGUGAUACAGUGCGAUAGACGAUCAUCAUGGGUAUCAAGUUCCUUGAAGUAAUAAAACCCUUCUGUAGUAUCCUACCAGAAAUAGUCAAACCUGAAAGAAAAAUCCAAUUCAGGGAAAAAGUACUAUGGACGGCUAUCACACUAUUUAUCUUUUUAGUUUGUUGUCAAAUUCCUCUGUUCGGAAUUAUGAGUUCAGACUCUGCGGAUCCAUUUUACUGGAUUCGUGUUAUUCUGGCCUCAAAUAGAGGAACAUUGAUGGAGUUGGGUAUAUCGCCAAUUGUCACUUCCGGCUUAAUUAUGCAGCUACUGGCUGGCGCAAAGAUUAUUGAAGUAGGUGACACAGCAAAAGACAGAGCUUUGUUCAACGGUGCUCAAAAAUUAUUUGGAAUGGUGAUUACGGUGGGUCAAGCCAUUGUCUACGUCAUGACUGGAAUGUACGGAGAUCCGAGUGAAAUCGGAGCUGGCGUCUGUCUGCUGAUCAUUAUUCAGCUGUUCGUUGCUGGUCUCAUUGUGCUGCUUCUUGAUGAAUUGCUUCAGAAAGGAUAUGGUCUCGGCUCAGGAAUUUCACUUUUCAUAGCUACAAAUAUCUGUGAAACCAUUGUCUGGAAAGCAUUCAGCCCUGCCACUGUUAACACAGGAAGAGGAACAGAAUUUGAAGGUGCAGUCAUUGCAUUGUUCCAUCUUUUGGCAACCAGACAAGACAAAGUCCGUGCUCUACGUGAGGCUUUCUACAGACAAAAUCUCCCUAAUUUAAUGAAUCUAUUAGCAACUGUGUUAGUUUUUGCUAUCGUCAUAUACUUCCAGGGCUUCAGAGUAGAUCUACCGAUCAAGUCAGCUCGCAACAGAGGUCAGCACAGCAGUUAUCCUAUCAAAUUAUUCUACACUUCCAACAUUCCCAUUAUUUUGCAGUCUGCCUUAGUAUCGAAUCUCUACGUUAUAUCUCAGAUGUUAGCAGUCAAGUUCCAUGGCAACAUGUUUGUAAAUCUUCUCGGAGUUUGGGCUGAUGUUGGUGGUGGUGGCCCCGCUCGUGCCUACCCAGUCGGUGGGCUCUGUUACUAUCUUUCACCACCAGAGAACCUUGGCCACAUAAUCGAAGAUCCAAUUCACGCUGUAUUGUACAUCGUCUUCAUGUUGGGUUCUUGCGCGUUCUUCUCCAAAACAUGGAUCGAAGUGUCUGGCUCUUCUGCUAAAGAUGUCGCCAAGCACCUGAAAGACCAGCAGAUGGUGAUGAGAGGUCAUCGAGAAAACUCAAUGAUCCACGAGCUCAACCGGUACAUCCCCACUGCUGCCGCAUUCGGUGGGCUGUGUAUCGGAGCGCUGUCCGUUUUGGCUGAUUUUAUGGGAGCCAUUGGUUCCGGAACUGGUAUCCUCCUAGCUGUCACGAUUAUUUACCAGUACUUUGAAAUCUUCGUCAAAGAACAGAGUGAGAUGGGAGGUAUGAGCACGCUCCUGUUUUAGGUUAAAUAGCCAAUUGAAUUUUCUUGUUUUUAGAUGACAUCCAGUUAUUUUUGAACUUGUUUUAAAUGUGAAUUUGUUAAUUUUUGAGAAGUAAAAUUGGAAGCCUCGCUCAAUCUCCAACGAAUAAUACUUAAUUUUGCAGGGGCGCAGUUGAUUCUUACGCUCCCACUAAGAAUCUUCUGUUUUUCUUUUCUUUAACAUGACCUCAUUUACCCCUUGUCGUUGUCGUAAGCGUGGACCAGGUGGGUCAAGAAAUAUUUCUCUGUGAGAAGAUUUCUGUUUCUAGGAUUUUUUAUUUUCAAUUGCAUUUGUCUUUUCUUUAUUAUUUUUUAUCUUUAUCUGUUGGAUCAUGAGGUAGACGCAUUGAAUCUUUUUUUGAUUCAUUAAGAUCUUUUCCUUUCAAUUACAUAUUCAAAACUUCAAAUUGAAGUUUUGAUAAAUGUGUAAAAGCAUAGAACAUUUCCAUAUUAAAAGAAUCCCUUAUUCUCAUCCGUAAACCUCACACUAUCUUUCAAAAUGAGAGAAUAGAAUAUUCUCGUCGAAUAUAUGUUCUUGUCUCCCAAUUUCUCUCUCAACGUCAAAAAAUCUGCACAUCAAAACCUUGUCUAUUUUUCACUUAGAAUUUUUCAUGAUGGAGCGAUUUCACCUUGUCUCAAUCAUAAUCUUCGCCACAAUACAAUGUCUGGAGCUUUAAAUCCCAACUCUUACCUUACUUCCAUCUUUCAUUAUUUUUGUCAAUUUGUGACUUACUUCACGUUGAUGCGAAUCUUCAUCAGUGAAAUAUUGAUGGUCUAAAAUUCAUUUAUUGUUAUUAACUUAUUGUGUUAUCUUUUAUCAUUUUGUUUUCUCAUUUGCUGUGUACCUUGCUCUGUUCAUCAAUGUAUUUUCUCGCAAGCUUCGCUCAUUUACAAAUGUGAAAGGAUAUGAAAAUUUAAGGAUUCUGCAUGAAAGUUUAUGAGAAGGCUCUCUGUUAGUAUUUCAAUUAAGUCAACUCUAAAGGAGGUGAAAUAUUUCUUAAUUUUAGCUUAAUUCCUGCCUCCUCUCAAUCGUGAAAUUGAGUAGUGAUUAUUCAAAAUUCGAUUCAUUUAAAAAAUUUAGAUCAGGCUGAAGAAUCGUGCACUUUCCAAAGAUUUUUUAUCAAUCAAUCAAUCAAUUAUACAUUUCAACAGACCAUUAUAUUUUCCUACGUCUGUCUUCUGGAAAAAAGCGUCCAUUUCGUAAGUUAGAAAAAGUACUCAGGUAGUUAGACUUGAUUUUUUUGCCUCAUGAAUCCAUAAGUUUUAAGUAAACUUAGGCAUUUGUAAAUAUCAGUGAAAUCAAUACAAAUAUUUGUUUGAUACAUGUUUUGUGUUUUUUCUAUAUUUUCUAUUUUUGAUUUCUAGCUCCAAAUGUUCAUAAGUUUCAUAAUUUAACUUAAGUUGUUUCUCAACCAAAGUAGUUUUUCAACAGAAAGGUGAAUUUUCUUUAAUCGAUUGUCGAAUUUAGACACAUUCAUAAUACGCAUCCUGAAUGAAAUUUUGUUCAGAAGGUUUAAAAUUUACAUCAUCAUAGUAAUUUUAAUUAAAAAAGAUUGUACAUUUUAAUCAGUUCGAGUAUGUAUCUCUCCUUGACAUGCACUUGUUACCUUGUUUUAAGUUAGUGUGGAUCAAAUUUUUCUGAAUUUUCAAUCCCUUUUCUUAUCUCUUUUCAUUUUUUCUUAAUUCAUUUUUUUAUUUAUUUUUUUUUUUUCAAUUCAAUAAGUUUCCAUUUUUCUAUCCUUUGCCCGUCAUUUAUUUAUUUUUUAAUACUCGUCAUCCUUCUGUACAUCUUUUGUAAUAUACUUUUUGUAAAAAAAGAGAAAUAUACAAGUAUGCUCAGGCAUACCAAAGAAGCAAA